GCUAUGGUCCUUGCAGCUUAAGAUGGCGAGCGAAAGUGUUCGGAUGCCUCUCACACGCGGUGAACUUACUGGCCUAGUAUUUCGACUGUCCCUUUUUGGUGCAUUAACGUACUUUGGUAUAAAAUGGAUGGUCAACGCUAUAGACCCGACGCGUAAACAGAAGAUUGAAUCCAAGAAAAGAGCUGAUAGGAUACUGAAAAAGAUUGGCAUACAGAAUGUGAACUUGACAGAAUAUGAGCUGUCAAUUGCAGCCCAGCUAAUUGACCCUCGAGACAUCAGUAUAUCAUGGGAUAGCAUUGCUGGCUUGGAGGAGAUCACACAGGAGCUCAGAGAAACAGUCAUCCUCCCCAUUCAGAAGAGGCACCUCUUCACUGGCUCACAACUGAUCCAGCCACCAAAGGGAGUGCUUCUUCAUGGCCCACCUGGCUGUGGCAAAACCAUGAUUGCAAAAGCAACAGCACGGGAAGCUGGAGCCCGCUUCAUCAAUUUGGAGGUUGCAGCGCUUACCGACAAAUGGUACGGAGAAUCUCAAAAGCUUGCCAGCGCUGUCUUUACAUUGGCAGUGAAGAUCCAACCUUGCAUCGUAUUUAUUGAUGAAAUUGACUCGUUCCUGCGGUCCCGUGAUAGUCAAGACCAUGAGGCAACAGCUAUGAUGAAGGCACAGUUCAUGUGUCUCUGGGACGGCCUCAUCACGGACCCUGACUGCCAGGUGGUGGUAAUGGGUGCCACUAACCGUCCUCAUGAUGUUGACAAGGCGAUCCUACGUCGCAUGCCAGCUAUGUUUCAUGUUGGUUUGCCUAACCAGCAGCAGAGGGCUGGAAUUAUCAAGCUAGUGUUAGAGACAGAAGGGGUGAGCAAGGAUGUGAACAUUACGAAGAUUGCACGCCUCACUGAGGGCUUCUCGGGUAGCGACUUGAGGGAGUUGUGUCGCAAUGCUGCUCUUUACCGGGUUCGAGAUCUCCUGCGAAUUGAAAAGCAUCAGGGAGGGGUACACAAAGAAGUGUCUGAUGAUGAAGAAACAUUCCAUGAUGCACGUCAGUCUGGUGCAAAAGAAGGUUCAGACGAUGAUGAAACAUUUCAUGAUGCAUUGCGGCCUAUCUGCAUGGAGGACUUCACCAAUGCUCUGGCCAAAAUGAAGAACUCAAAAGUGCUUGCCCACCAGCGACACAGUGUCCCGCUAGAGUUGGACUAGGCCUUAUGCAGUCAUCUAAUUCCUGAGGACUGUUGUUGCAUUUGUGUUUAUGACUAUAAUGCCCCACCAGGAGUGGACUGAACAAUGUGAGCUGCUCUUUUAUUAUUAAGCAAUAUAAGAAAUUUAAUAAUGAUCACCUUCACAACAGUUGUCAGACCACCUCUUUGCUGAACAGCUGCACACUUCCAUCCAUUGAAACUCAUUGUUCAUAAGUGAAUCAUUGUUUGCAAAAAUGAAGGCAGUAAAUGCCGACAUUUUAACUGGCAGGUGAUAACCUCAUGCUUACUAAUUGUGGUUGGCAUUCAGGAAGUUAUGCUGUAUGACAUUUGGAUUCGUCAAGGACGGAGGUUUUAUGACAUUUAUUUGCACUUAAAUGUUGUUGCCAGCAGGUGUUGUCUGACAGGACUGUGAACUAAUGUUCAAAGUGAGAUUUGUUUUGUGCUAUUUAAAAAUGUUUUAAAUAUAUGGUAGUUUAUUUCCUACAGUAAGCGGAUUCUGUUAUGCUUGUCAGUCUUCGGUAGAACAUAUUUGCUGCAGCUAGUAGCAGUUACGCAUACACAUGCUCAGAUAUAUAAAUAUGUAUAAAUAUAUAUACUUAUAUGCGUGUGAUAGCAUUUACUUUCAUUGUGCAGGAGCUGUGUAUGUUUUGUCCUGUCAGCUAAUAUGAAUUUGAUAACUCAAAUUUUUUUGUGUGCUUUAAAAUGUAGUACAAUGACUUCUGUGAAUUGAGCUGUGAAUGAAAGUUUAAAUAAAUUAGUGCAUUGACAUUGA
This is a messenger RNA of Dermacentor silvarum, 1963 nucleotides long. Its product is annotated as outer mitochondrial transmembrane helix translocase-like. Bases 23 to 1192 code for a protein of 389 amino acids. Gene Ontology annotation, molecular function: ATP binding; ATP hydrolysis activity. Lineage: Eukaryota; Metazoa; Arthropoda; Arachnida; Ixodida; Ixodidae. Gene Ontology annotation, cellular component: mitochondrial outer membrane. The transcript is spliced from 9 exons. The record is from RefSeq and is a predicted model, not a curated record.